UAUGAAAGCGCACCCUUAUCGAGGAGGGUGGAGUGGAGUGGCUGUGAAAAGCGAAACAAUUCUUCCAAAAUUGUAUUCAGUCGCACCGAAAGCAUCAACAGCAAAAGGUUACGGCUAAACACAUAAGGAAAUGAGCUCGGGAAUAAAUGACCCUCCACCCUAUGUCAUACCGGUGGGGGACCAACAGGACAACGUGAAGGUGUACAAGGUGCACACGCCAUUCACGCCAAGCUCCGCUUCCGCCAGCUCAGGCUACAGAGUGCAGACCCAAACCACGACAGUUCAAACAACGUCCACUGACAGGGACAGGAACAAGUUUGUGAAUUAUGAAACGGAGCUCGGGCGCUCUCCUGGCAUGGUCACCUGCACCACCUGCCGAGAGCAAGUGCUCACCCAAGUCACCUAUAAAGUGGGAAUGUAUGCCUGGCUCAUGUGCCUUCUCUUCAUCCUGUGCGGGUUCGUGAUUGGCUGCUGCCUCUUGCCAUUCUGCCUCAAGUUCUUCAAAGACGUCUACCACUCCUGCCCCAAGUGUCACCGUGUUCUGCACGUGGAAAAGAAAAAAUGUUGCUGACCCCAGACGAACUCCUCGCAGCUAACAUUCACUCCAUAGAAUUUUCUUUUCUGCAGAAAAUGAAAAAAAAAAAAAACACAAAACACAA
Molecule: messenger RNA, 659 nt
Organism: Ictalurus furcatus (blue catfish)
Lineage: Eukaryota; Metazoa; Chordata; Actinopteri; Siluriformes; Ictaluridae
Gene: litafd
Product: Lipopolysaccharide-induced tumor necrosis factor-alpha factor homolog-like
Exons: 5
Coding region: 131-571 (146 amino acids)
Molecular function (GO): zinc ion binding
Source: RefSeq, a predicted model, not a curated record